This is a messenger RNA of Tachysurus fulvidraco (yellow catfish), 718 nucleotides long. RefSeq names its product ATP synthase membrane subunit c locus 3b (gene atp5mc3b). Gene Ontology annotation, biological process: proton motive force-driven ATP synthesis; proton transmembrane transport. Gene Ontology annotation, molecular function: proton transmembrane transporter activity. The record is from RefSeq and is a predicted model, not a curated record. Lineage: Eukaryota; Metazoa; Chordata; Actinopteri; Siluriformes; Bagridae. The coding region runs from base 117 to 536 and encodes 139 amino acids. The transcript is spliced from 5 exons.
CGCCCAUUAUCCGUGUCUUGGUUAAAUAGCGUGGCGCACAUGCGCAGUGCGUCCUCAGCGGUACGACCUCUGCAGCCGGAUUCGGGUUCCUGUUGACUGAAGAAAUCAGAGACAAAAUGUUCGCCUGCGCUAAAUUCGUGUCCUCCUCUGCACUGGUCCGCUCUGGCUCCAGGGUGCUUUACAGACCUCUCUCUGCCGCCGUGCUCUCCAGGCCAGAUGGCAGAUCAGCAGAGGCCAGCCCAGUCCUGCCACAGAGUGCUGUAUCCCAGCUCACACUGAGGGGCUUCCAGACCAGUGCUGUGAGCCGUGACAUCGACACAGCCGCAAAGUUCAUCGGCGCCGGAGCCGCCACUGUGGGAGUGGCCGGAUCGGGAGCCGGAAUCGGAACAGUGUUCGGAAGCCUGAUCAUCGGAUACGCCAGGAACCCGUCUCUGAAGCAGCAGCUGUUCUCCUACGCCAUCUUGGGAUUCGCUCUGUCUGAGGCCAUGGGUCUGUUCUGUUUGAUGGUCGCUUUCCUCAUCCUGUUCGCCAUGUAAAGUCUGCACCGUCGUUUCUCUCCUCCUCUCCUCUGCGUCUCACACCGGCUCCCGGUUGUGUGUUGGUGUCGGGACAGUUGUAAAUUUUCCAGGUUUUUGUUGUGGAAGGCUGACAGACUAAACAACAUGUAUUGUAAAAAUGUAUUCAAUUACAGCAUUAAAAUACAUGUUUCACUAUUUAA